This is a messenger RNA of Fusarium keratoplasticum, 1707 nucleotides long. RefSeq names its product PH domain-containing protein. The transcript is spliced from 3 exons. Bases 1 to 1707 code for a protein of 568 amino acids. Lineage: Eukaryota; Fungi; Ascomycota; Sordariomycetes; Hypocreales; Nectriaceae. The record is from RefSeq and is a predicted model, not a curated record.
AUGGCCGAGGAACAGAAGAACGUCGUCGUCCCCGAGGAGACCAAGCCUGAGACCACCGGUAUCUCGGCUCCCACCGUCGAGACUCCCGCUGAGUCCAAGCCCGCCGAAGAGACACCCGCUGUCGCUGCCGAGUCUGCUCCCGCUGCUGAGGACAAGCCUGCUGAGGAGGCCAAGCCCGCUGAGGCUGAGGAGGCCCCCAAGGCCGAGGAGAAGAAGGAGGAGGUCAAGCCCAUCGAGGAGGGUCACCUGAACCACAAGGCUCAGGGCCUGAGCUUCCCCAAGAACCUGAUUGCCAGCAAGGAGUUCUUCUGGUUCGGCUCCGAGGCCGUCGAGCCCAAGGCCCUCGCCCAUUACCUCAAGGCCGAGAAGUCUGCCGAUACUGCCCACUCCAACAUUGCCUGGGCUUCCGAGACUGGCAAGGGCCUUCUCUUCGUCGGCGACAAGACCACCCCCUCUAGCGUCAUCAGCCUGGCUGAUGCUACUGAGCCCGAGACCGAUGGCUCCCACAAGUUCCACCUCACCUCCAAGGGCAACAAGCACACCUUCAAGGCUGCCAACGCCGCUGAGCGUGACAACUGGGUUGCCCAGCUGAAGCUCAAGAUCGCCGAGGCCAAGGAGCUCGUCGCUACUGUCACCGAGUCGGAGACCUACAAGGCCACGGUCGAGAGCUUCAAGCCUGCUGUUGCUAAGAAGGAGGAGAAGGCUGCUGAGGCCCCCAAGGAGGAGGCCGCCCCUGUCAUUGAGGAGCCCGCCGCCGAGGCUGCCCCCGCUACCGAGGAGGCUCCCAAGGAGGAGGAAGCCAAGGAGGAGCGCAAGAAGGAGGAGGUCAAGUCUGAGGAGCCCAAGCGACGAUCCGCCAGCCGCAAGCGCACUUCUUUCUUUGGCUUCGGCAAGAAGGAGGAGUCCAAGAAGGAAGAGGUCAAGAAGGAGGCUGAGGCCAAGCCCGCCGAGGAGACCGCUGUUGCCGUCGAGACCCCUGCCGAGGAGGCUCCUAAGACUGAGGAGGCCCCCAAGAUCGAGGAGCCCGCCAAGCCUGCUGAGGUCGUUGAGGAGCCUGCCAAGGCUGCCGAGGAGACCCCCGCUGAGGCUGCUCCUGCUGCUGAGGAGAAGCCUGCUGAGAGUCCUAAGGAGAAGCCUGCCCCCAACAAGCGCAACAGCUUCUUCGGCAACGUCUUCUCUAAGAAGGAGAAGAAGACUCCCGAGCUGAAGCCCACUGAGCCCGCUGAGGCCCCCAAGGAGGGCGAGGCUACUGAGACCGCCCCCGUCAUCCCUCCUGUCGAGGCCACCACUCCCCUUGCCGUUGACGUCUCCAGCCCUGCCACUGUCCCCGCCGAGACCACCGAGGCUGCUGCCGCUACCUCUCCCGCCCCCGAGGCUAAGAAGGAGAUCAAGGAGAAGCGAAAGUCUUCUCUCCCCUUCGCCUUCGGCAAGCGCGACAAGUCUCCCGCCCCCGGCGAGGGUGAGAAGGUCAAGGAGAGCCCCUUCUCCAAGCUCCGCAACACCAUCCGCGGCAAGUCCCCCAAGCCUGCUGAGAAGCACGCCGAGGAGCCCAAGGAGGAGACCCUGAAGGAGGAGCCUGCUAAGGAGGAGGAGCCCAAGACUGAGGCCCCCAAGGAGGAGGAGGCUGCCAAGCCUGCCGAGCCCGAGGCCGAGAACAAGCCUGAGAACGCUACCACUCCCGCUCCUGUCGUCACCGCCGCUGCCUAG